AUGUUUCAGGUGGUCUUCUUCGAGGACAGGAACUUCCAGGGUCGCUCCUAUGAGUGCAUGAGCGACUGUUCUGAUUUCUCCUCCCACCUCAACCGCUGCCAAUCCUGCAGGGUGGAGAGGGGAUGUUUCAUGGUGUACGACCGUCCCAACUACAUGGGCAACCAGUACCUCAUGAGGAGGGGAGAGUACUCUGACUACAUGAGCAUGAUGGGCAUGAGCGACUGCAUCAGAUCCUGCCGCAUGAUCCCCAUGCACAGAGGAUCUUAUAAAAUGAAGUUCUAUGAGAGGGAGAACUUCGGAGGCAUGAAUCACGAGCUGAUGGAGGACUGUGAAUCUAUCCAGGAGCGUUUCCGCAUGUCUGACUGCCAGUCCUGCAAUGUCAUGGAGGGCCACUGGCUCAUGUAUGACCAGGCCCACUUCAGAGGCAGGAUGAUGUACAUGUCUCCCGGAGAGUACAAAAGCUUCAGGAACAUGGGAUUCAGAUGUAUGAGCAUGAGGCGUAUCAUGCACUCCUGGUUUUAA
This is a messenger RNA of Clupea harengus (Atlantic herring), 522 nucleotides long. Its product is annotated as gamma-crystallin M2-like. Gene Ontology annotation, biological process: visual perception; lens development in camera-type eye. Gene Ontology annotation, molecular function: structural constituent of eye lens. Lineage: Eukaryota; Metazoa; Chordata; Actinopteri; Clupeiformes; Clupeidae. The record is from RefSeq and is a predicted model, not a curated record.